GGACCGGCUCGGACGGCGAUGGCGGCGCUGGGCCUGCCGUUUGCCCUGCUGCUGCUGCUGCUCAUGCUGCUGCUCGGACGGUUCACCGGCGCCGCCAAGGAUUUUGAGGAUGUCCGAUGCAAAUGCAUUUGUCCACCUUAUAAAGACCAUUCUGGUCAAAUUUAUAAAAAGAACAUCACCCAGAAAGACUGCGACUGCCUGCAUGUAGUGAAUCCCAUGCCAGUCCUGGGGCCUGACGUGGAAGCGUACUGCCUUCGUUGUGAGUGCAAAUACGAAGAGCGAAGUUCCGUCACGAUAAAAGUCACCAUUAUCAUCUACCUGUCCAUCCUGGGCCUCCUGCUGCUGUACAUGGUGUACCUCACGCUGGUGGAACCCAUCCUCAAGAGACGCCUCUUCGGGCACUCGCAGCUGAUACAGAGCGACGAUGACGUUGGGGAUCACCAGCCGUUCGCGAAUGCCCAUGACGUCCUGGCCCGUUCCCGCAGCCGGGCCAACGUGCUGAACAAGGUGGAAUAUGCCCAGCAACGCUGGAAACGCCAGGUUCAGGAACAGCGCAAAUCCGUCUUCGACCGCCACGUUGUGCUCAGUUAAUUGGGGGCCCGACGCCCCGCACAGCGACCGCAAGCAAGCGAGUAAGAAGGACCGUUGGAAAGAGCUGGCUGAAGUCUUCCUGAUGAUUUCUAUUUUACCUCCCGCUGAAGAAUUUCGACCAGACUCUCGAUGGGUGGUUCCCAACGGGUAGCAGCCAUGUGUUUGAUCUUUAUAAAAUAUCCAAGUGUUAUAAAUGUUCGAAACCCACAUCUCUGUAGCCAAGAGAACCCAAUAAAUAACCGUCCUUCUCUGGUGGCUUUGACUAACGAUA
Molecule: messenger RNA, 862 nt
Organism: Tachyglossus aculeatus (Australian echidna)
Lineage: Eukaryota; Metazoa; Chordata; Mammalia; Monotremata; Tachyglossidae
Gene: TMEM9B
Product: TMEM9 domain family member B
Exons: 5
Coding region: 19-591 (190 amino acids)
Biological process (GO): positive regulation of canonical NF-kappaB signal transduction
Cellular component (GO): lysosomal membrane
Source: RefSeq, a predicted model, not a curated record